Messenger RNA from Umbelopsis ramanniana AG, 1408 nucleotides. RefSeq lists its product as uncharacterized. The transcript has 4 exons. The record is from RefSeq and is a predicted model, not a curated record. Lineage: Eukaryota; Fungi; Mucoromycota; Umbelopsidomycetes; Umbelopsidales; Umbelopsidaceae. Bases 140 to 1060 code for a protein of 306 amino acids.
CUUUGUGUUCAGAUACAGAAUCCGAUCAAAACUGAAGGAAAAUUUUCGGUCGGCGUUCCAAAUAAUAUCGUAUUAAAAAUGUACAAAGUUAAAGCUUUGGAUCGCUGCUUACACCAUUUGAUACACGAAAACCACCACUAUGGGUAAAAACUUCACUCUCGAACAGAUUCCUGACAUGACCGGAAAGGUCUGCAUUGUCACUGGAGGAAACACUGGCAUUGGCAAAGUCUGCGCAUUGGAACUAGUUAAGAAGAACGCUCAUGUCAUUGUUGCUUCUCGUACACCUUCAAAGGCCCUGGCUACUAUUGAAGAGAUCAAGGCAGAAACCAAGAGCGACAAGAUCGAAUUCAUUCAGCUGGACUUGCUUUCUCUAGCCUCAGUCACUAAAUUCAUUAGCGAGUUCAAGGCCAAGAAUCUUCCUCUCCACCUUCUCUUGAACAAUGCCGGUGUCAUGGCAUGCCCUUUCGCUCUCUCAGAAGAUGGUAUUGAAUCACAAUUUGCCACUAACCAUCUUGCACACUUUUACCUCACUACACAGUUGCUCCCAAUUUUGGAACAAAGCCAACCUAGCCGCAUAGUCAACGUCUCAUCGUCAGCACAUAAGAUGCUCUUGUUCCACGGCUUCACCCUUGAUACUCUGAAUGAGAAAUCCAAGUAUAGCCCUAGCGUUGCUUACGCCCGAACCAAAACUUGCAAUGUUCUCUUCACACGCGAAUUGGAUCAAAGAUUGCAGAAGAAGGGUGUAAAGAACCUUUAUGUCAACAGCAACCACCCUGGUAUUGUCAGGACCGAGCUUGUUCGCCACAACGGCCCCGUUCUGAAUGCUAUUAUCCGCCAAUUCAGCAUUGACGCCAACGAUGGUGCCAUCACACAAAUGUAUCUUGCCACUAGCCCUGAAGUGGAAGCAAAGGACAUCCAUGGCCAAUACUACGUGCCUUUUGCCGAACCCUCUACCCCCUCCGGCUAUGCCGCAACGCAAGAAAACCAAACGAAGCUCUGGGACUUCACCGAAAAGAUUCUUUCUGAGAAGGUUCCCGGCUAUGCUGGUGCCGGUAUUUAAAUGAUAGCAAACGUGAUAUCUUUACAACAAACAUAAUUUAGAUAGUGCAUAACAACAUAUGAUAUACCUUAGAAUUGAGGUCUAAUUAAAUCGAUUUCAUUAACUGAAUGUGAGUAUUUUGCUGGGCAAUGGAUUGCGAUUACAGGAUGACGCGAAGGCAGGUGCAAACUGGCGCAUACCUUAGCGACAAACCAAUACAGACGAAAGUCCCAAAAAUUUGCAAUUGUGGAUUCUAGUCUAGUGUUUCAGAGACUGGGUUCCGACCGUUGAGGUAUAGAAGGGCAAAACAACUCGAGGAAGAACCAAAAAGAAGUAAGAAGGUAUCAGUGGUUGUCAGGUCAUUGACCU